CUCCUGGAACCAGCUUGCUGAACAUGAUUCGGCGAUUCUCGAAUUCUCUCAAAGGGGUCACCCUGACCGUGAGGAUCAUCGUGGGAGAAAGCUUCUCGCCAGAUCUUCCUCUCUCUGACCUCCUGCAAUCAGCUUCUGAAUUGACCCAUUUCGCGUUAUUUGUGGUUAGAGAGUACAACGACCAUGUUGACGACGACGCCGACAGCCACACGGUCCAGACCUCCGAUCGCUCGUGUUUCGAUGGCACGAUCCCGAGCCUUCUUUCCCGUCUCAAAGACCAUCCACGCAAUUUUCUUCCAAAGCUUGUCCUUCUCUCUCUUGAACUUCCCGAUAUCACACUGAACACACAACUUGUGGAACACGUGUUGGGAGCAGUGUGGGCGAGACAACUUACUCCACAUCCUCUAACGAAUUUCCGCCUUGUACGCCUUGACAGCGAAACAGAAUCCGGCGACAAGUUGGUUAUCGAUCCUGAACAGCUCACGGAAAUCAAACUGCUGAAAGAAAGCCGAAUCAACGUUAUGAUCGAAGACCGCCUCAAGAUGUAAUGAUGGUACUUUAGCUAAUCAGGGAACACGAUGAACUGGAUCUCGUUGUGCGACGACCUGGUGCUGAGCU
Messenger RNA from Marasmius oreades (fairy-ring Marasmius), 618 nucleotides. RefSeq lists its product as uncharacterized. The record is from RefSeq and is a predicted model, not a curated record. Bases 24 to 548 code for a protein of 174 amino acids. The transcript has 2 exons. Lineage: Eukaryota; Fungi; Basidiomycota; Agaricomycetes; Agaricales; Marasmiaceae.